AUGUAUACAUAUAAAUAUAUAAAUAAUAAAAUCUGUCUGGGACUUUUGCAGGUGGCGUGGCUUCGCGUCGACACGCAGACCAUCUUAACGAUUGCCAGUCACGUUAUCACCAAGAAUCACCGUAUUGUCGUAACGCACAGUGGUCACCGCACGUGGUCCCUCCACAUAAGAGAGACACGCGAGACCGACCGGGGGUGGUACAUGUGCCAGGUUAACACCGACCCGAUGUCCAGCAACACCGGGUUUUUAGAAGUUGUCGUACCUCCGGACAUACUGGACUACCCUACAAGCACGGACAUGGUCGUUCGGGAGGGAAGCAAUGUCACGUUAAGAUGCGCUGCUACAGGAACUCCUGAGCCGACUGUCACCUGGCGGAGGGAAGCCGGAGGGAUGAUCACACUUUCCAAUUGGCACGAAGUUCCUGUUCUAGAGGGUCCCGAGCUAACAUUGACGCGAGUCACUCGUCUGCACAUGGGUCCCUACCUCUGUAUUGCUUCUAACGGCGUACCACCAACUGUUAGUAAACGAAUAGUCCUCAUCGUUCAUUUCGCGCCGAUGAUUUGGAUCGAAAACCAGCUGAUAGGAGCUUACGAGGGGCAAACAUUAGUGCUGGAGUGCCACAGUGAGGCUUACCCCCGGCCCAUUGUCUACUGGACGCGGCCAAACAACGAAACAAUUGUUAACGAUAACAAUUACAAGUCGGAAGUUACCGCCGAAGGCUAUGAGACGACUAUGAGGCUGAUGAUUAAAAAUGUACGGCUCCAGGAUUUCGGAUCGUUUCGGUGCAUUGCCACUAAUUCACUCGGAGAAAACGACGGAUGGAUUAAAGUUUACAAAAUAGGAAAACCGUCGACGUCACGUAACACAAACUCACGUCGGGACUCAAAGAAAUGGAGCAUCGAUCACAAUAAAAAGAGCAGUAAAGACGAAUUAAUUCUAAAGGAAAUGAUGGAAGAGCUUGAAGAGGAGGGAAACGAAGAAAAUUCAAAAUCGUCAACAUCAGCUUGUGGUUAUCUUGAUGCGCUUACUCUCAUCGUCAUGCUUUUAAAUGUUUUCCCAAGAUUUACAACAACUACGUUGUCGUAG
Cotesia congregata is the source of this 1086-nucleotide messenger RNA. The record is from the annotation of a GenBank genome assembly. Lineage: Eukaryota; Metazoa; Arthropoda; Insecta; Hymenoptera; Braconidae.